GGGCAAAAGCGUCAAGAAGUUUCACUCUGAAAGAGUACACCAAUUCUUUUCUUCGGUUUGUUUUGUAAUUUUGCAAGAAUCUUACUUUUGAUUUGGCAGAACCGCGACUGAACACCGUAGCUGUUUACAAUGGAGAAACUGUGGGGAUUGUGUCGCUAUGGAAGAUGAUUUAAGGAAAGAAGAAGAAGAAGGCUUUUCAUGCGAUGGCUCGCUAAGUUAGCGGUUGCUAGUCACCUGCUAAGCUAGUUCCAGUUAGCCGGCUAACACACGCUGAAAUGCUUAUAACUGGAUUACCAAGAUUUUCUUUCGGGUUUUGGACCAGUUAUAUACCGUAGAAUAUAUUAUUUGAAAUAUUAUUUGGAGGACAGAUGCAGUGGAUUGGCUUUUGUGCAGAAGAGACAAAACCCGUGACUGGCUUGUUUAGCUAGCUACAUUGGCUAGCUAUAUAGCUAGCUACCAGCUAUAUUUGUUUCAAAUGUUUUGCUUUGUUUUUACCGGGGACCGGUCACCUGGAAACAAACCUUUCAGAACCUUCAAUGCCUAAUCCGGAGAUUUCUCACGACGGUCGGGGUCGGAGCCCCUCGGCACAAAGGAACCGCAGACAUGAGAGGCGGGGUAAAGCUCCCGGGAGCUGCGGUGCUAGCGUUAACGCCGCCCGGCGAGAGAGACACCGGGACGGGAAGCGGCGCACGUCGGCGUCACGCCGCAAGAGGCGCAGGCACGGCAGGGAGCGCGAGGCGCGGCGCACUCCCGACAAACCCGACGGCUUCGGCAGAGACGGGAACGCUCACGGUCUGGCGGUGGAGUAUGACGACGUGAGCUCGCAGUCGGAACGUUUCUCGGGCAGUCCGUCACCCAGAGCGGAGCAGUGGGCCGACCUAGCUGAGCUUCGAGACGGCGACGUGACGCCGGCAAGAAAGUCGCGCAGAGAGCCCGCAGACUCCUCGGGAAGCCGCCAGGAGCUGAAAAGCAAAGAUGAAAAAUCGAGUCGGGAGAGGGACGCGCUGUCUAAGUCUCGGGAAAGAACGAGAAACCACGACAGCAACGGCAAGAAGUCAUCCGCGGAUAACAAACGCGAGGCCAAGCGGCACAAAAGCAGAACCAAGCCGGACAAGGAGCCUCCUUCUGCCUACCGAGACACGCCGCAAGCCUACCGGGACGAGCGCGACGAGCUUCGGGCCUACCGGAGAAGUCCUGGCUUUAAUAAAGCCGAGAGCCCGUACUCCUCCUCGUACCAGUACAGCUACCAGUCUCCCAGCUACAACCAGUUUUCGAGCUACACGAGCAAAAGGCUUUCACCGAGCUCGGCCUAUUACAGCCGGGACUCGGAGCAGUACAGCGGCUACACUGCGUCCAAGUCGCCGUCGAGCAAGCGAAAGCGCUCCCCGGGGAGCCCGUACGCCUGGCGCCGCUCCCCCAGUCCCUACGAAGGAUGGGAGCACACCUCCAGUCCGUACAGCCGAAAACGCUCCCGGAGCCCGUACAGGAAAUCAGUCAGCCCCAGUCCUGACCAGAGGCGUCCAGGGAAAUCACGCUCCCGCAGCCCGUACACAUCACGGCGCUCGCGCUCCCGUAGCCGUCACCGUCACUCACGUUCACGCUCACGGCCCUCCAGCCUCUCGCCCAGCACCCUCACGUUCAAGAGCAGCCUGGCCGCCGAGCUCAGCAAGCAGAAGAAGGCCAAGGCGGCCGAAGCUGCACGUGCCAAGAGUUCCAGCAACGCAUCGACACCAACCAAGGGCUCAUCUUCCUCUUCCACUGCACCCCAGCCUAGCCCUGUAAUCAACCACAUAGCGAAGAAAACACGGCCCCCGUCUCCUCCUCCUCCUGCAUCUGAGAAAGGUCCCAGAAGCCCGACGCCAAGCCAGCCACAAUCCCCCGUCGACAAGACCACCAAGAGCACCUCAGAGGUGCCACAAUCUAACAGAGAGAGCAAUGUAAAAGAGGAAAAAAGGAAAGGACAAGCUGCUCAAGCAAAGGAGAAGGAGAAAAUUAUCGCACCGGUGUCCUCGCUGUCCACUCUGCCUCUGCCCAACCUUAUCGACCACAUAGACGGAACUGAUAGCUUGAAGAACUCUAUACUCUCAGGGAAGAAGAAACCAGAAAAGAAAACCCGUCACCUCUUGUCUGACCUCCCACUCCCUCCCGAAAUCCCUGGCAGUACGCUCGGCUCACCUCAAAGCCCACCAGAAGAGAAGAAGGCUGCCAUGUUAAAAAGAAGACCAAAAAUAUGUGGCCCACGCUUUGGAGAGAUUAAAGAGACUGAGAUCGAUUGGGGAAAGCGGUGUGUGGACAAGUUUGAAAUCAUUGGGAUCACUGGAGAAGGUACCUAUGGACAAGUGUACAAAGCCAAGGAUAAAGACACAGCUGAGAUGGUGGCUCUCAAGAAAGUGCGCUUAGACAAUGAGAAAGAGGGCUUUCCCAUCACAGCUAUCAGGGAGAUCAAGAUCCUACGGCAGCUCAACCACAAGAGCAUCAUCAACAUGAAGGAGAUUGUCACAGAUAAAGAGGAUGCUCUGGACUUCAAAAAUGAUAAAGGGGCGUUUUACUUGGUGUUUGAGUAUAUGGACCAUGACUUGAUGGGGCUUUUGGAGUCUGGCCUAGUCCAUUUCAACGAGAGUCACAUCAAAUCCUUCAUGCGGCAGUUGCUGGAGGGUCUGGACUACUGCCACAAGAAGAACUUUCUGCACCGGGACAUAAAGUGCUCCAACAUUCUGCUCAAUAACAAGGGCCAGAUAAAGCUGGCAGAUUUUGGUUUGGCUCGACUCUACAACUCUGAGGAAAGCCGGCCAUACACCAAUAAGGUGAUCACUCUGUGGUACCGUCCACCUGAGCUUCUGCUCGGGGAAGAGCGGUACACACCUGCCAUUGAUGUGUGGAGCUGCGGGUGCAUUCUGGGUGAACUCUUCACCAAAAAACCUAUUUUCCAAGCCAACCAAGAGCUGGCACAGUUAGAGCUGAUUAGCCGUAUCUGUGGCAGCCCUUGUCCCGCUGUGUGGCCCGACGUCAUCAAACUGCCGUACUUCAACACCAUGAAACCAAAGAAACAGUACAGACGCAGGCUUCGUGAAGAGUUUGCUUUUAUUCCUCUGACAGCCCUGGACCUGUUUGAUCACAUGCUGGCUCUGGACCCCAGUAAACGCUGUACUGCAGAACAGGCGCUCAGCAGCGACUUCCUCCGAGACGUCGACCCAGCUAAGAUGCCUCCACCAGAUCUCCCUCUGUGGCAGGAUUGUCACGAGCUGUGGAGUAAAAAACGCCGGAGGCAGAAACAGAUGCCAGAAGAGCUAGCCGCUCCAAAAGUUCCACGAAAAGAGCUGGGACUGGACGACAGCCGCAGUAACACGCCUCAGGGGUUCCCUUCUGCGGGAGGACUCAAAGGGUCGGGUACCACUGCUGCUGCCAUGCUGGACACCAAAGGUCCUAACUCUCAGCUGACCCAGGAGCAGCUGGCUGUGCUUUUGAACUUGCUCCAGUCGAAGAGUGUCCCAGCGGGUUCUGCGCAGCUCUUACAGGCCAUGGGCUUUAAGAUGAACCCAGAAACCCUGCAGCACCUCACCAAGGCCCUUCUCCCAGGAGCAACUGAGUCGGAGAGGCCACCAGAGCCUCCAGGCCAGUCUCAGUCUAAAGCCCCUAAACCCCCACUCUCUGCCCCUCGAACUCCACCCCUGCCCAAGCCUUCAUCACCUCCCACUCCGCAGCAGCAGCAGCAGCAGCAGCAACAACAACAACAACAACAACAACAACAGCAGGGCAAACAACAUGACGGCGAAGUCUCUGCGACAGCCACGCAAACAGCAGUCACCAUGCUGCUCGCUCAAUUUCUUAAGGUCCAGCAGAGUACGGAUGCCCUCGCCACGGAGGGAGCCGAAUCAACCAUUUCUACCACAGCAGGGGCGUCAGCUCCUGCACCUCUUCCUCCAACAGAGGUUAAACCACCGGAGCCUAGCCCCGUUUCGCCAGCGGGGACUGAGGGGAGCGGAUCGUCCUCCAGAGCUCCUGAGCCACUCUCCAUCCUGCCUCCAGAUCAGAGGCCCCCGGAGCCCCCAGAACCCCCUCCAUGUGCCGACCUGGACUACCGGCAAGCCCCUGACAGCCAGCCUCUCCUCUCCUCUUCUUCUUCUGCAGUGCUAGGCGAAGCAGCACGGCCACCCGAGCCCGAUUAUCCUCCUCCUCCACCACCACCACCAAGAAGCCACUUACCCCCUCCACCCUUUCCCCCAACAGGCUUCGGAGAAAGCUACCUCAGCCACAUGAUGGGGGGAGGUGGUGGAGGAAUACUCCCUCACGCACAUGCUCACGCCACAUCAUCUGCUCCAGUGCCCUUUCCUCAUGGCGCAGCACCCGGUAGCAGUACCAGUGGAGCUCCUACAGGAGGAGGUGGAGGUAGCAGCAGCAUGGUGUUUAGCGGAGACAAGGACCAUCGCUUUGAAUACAAUCACAGUCCCAUACCCAUGGAUGGCACCUCCCACCCCUCUAGCCUUCAUCUGUACAACCCUGCUUUUGGUCAGAAGGAUGGAGGAGCGCCACCCCCUUCUAUUCCACCGCCUCCUCCAGGCCAAGUGUGGGGCUCUCCAUCCCAGUCUGGGGCGCCACCGCUUCCUCUCGGGUACGUCCCCCAUUUGAACACCGCAGCACUAAGGGGGAGGGGUCUCCCGUAUUGAUUUACUCUUAAAGACGGGAGGUGACAGACUCACACCUUCGGAAAAAGGUCGACUGUAAAAGACACAAGCAGUUGCCAUCGAUCAAGCCAGCACUGAGUGCACUACAGAGGCAUACUUGAUUUGUAAUAAUUCUAAUUAUGGAUGCAGGCAGGCAUUUCAGUAGAGUAUUUGUGGCUUGAGCUACAGCUAGAGGGGUGUGAGAUAAGAGGGAUCACUUUUUCCUUCUCCCCCCUUUUUUUCCUAUUAGUUACAUCCCCUCUUUAUGAUUUGAUAUAAUCUAUCAAACUGCUGUCUUUUUAAAUAAAAAUUGACAUUUUUUGAGUGUGCAUUUACCAGCCUGGGUAAGUGUUUUUAUUAUCUGUACCUUAGUGGCGCCUUUAAUUGCAUAAGGACAGACUAGUAUUAUGUUUUGCACUACUGAGUAAAGUAGGUGGAAACAACUAAAAAUAUGAAAUGAUUGAUGUGCUGUAUCUGCACAGGAUGAAAUGACCAGUAAUGUAGUAGUUUUUUUUUUUUUUUCUCUUUUCUUUCCCUUAACUACUUAAGAUCGGUGGGCUCGGUCCAUUUUUCACUGGAGGAGCUUUUUAAAAAAGCAUUUGGCUCCAGCGAGAUUGGCAGCACUUGGGUGACUAGGCUCCUUUAAAUUGGUAGAUAUCUACUGAACAACUGAAUGAAACAAAGCUGUAUUUUCUCACCAGUUCCACCAGCCAUUGUCUACAGCCAUUGUAAAAUGGGGCGGGGGGGUUAGGGAGGACCAGUUUAAUCCAAUUUCAAAAAAAAAAAAGGAGAGGAGUGGCAAUGUGUUUUUUACUAUGUUUUUUUGUUCUUUUGGCAAAUGUUUAUUAAAGAAAUGCCAGCAAUGUA
Molecule: messenger RNA, 5528 nt
Organism: Clarias gariepinus (North African catfish)
Lineage: Eukaryota; Metazoa; Chordata; Actinopteri; Siluriformes; Clariidae
Gene: cdk13
Product: cyclin-dependent kinase 13
Exons: 14
Coding region: 537-4664 (1375 amino acids)
Biological process (GO): transcription elongation by RNA polymerase II; protein phosphorylation; positive regulation of transcription elongation by RNA polymerase II
Cellular component (GO): cyclin/CDK positive transcription elongation factor complex; nucleus
Molecular function (GO): cyclin-dependent protein serine/threonine kinase activity; ATP binding; cyclin binding
Source: RefSeq, a predicted model, not a curated record